Salvelinus sp. IW2-2015 is the source of this 3147-nucleotide messenger RNA. Its product is annotated as ewing's tumor-associated antigen 1. Gene Ontology annotation, cellular component: nuclear replication fork. Gene Ontology annotation, molecular function: protein serine/threonine kinase activator activity. Lineage: Eukaryota; Metazoa; Chordata; Actinopteri; Salmoniformes; Salmonidae. The record is from RefSeq and is a predicted model, not a curated record. Gene Ontology annotation, biological process: DNA damage response; regulation of DNA damage checkpoint; positive regulation of protein serine/threonine kinase activity.
UUGACGUGACGUCACACAACAUCAUGGCGGCGUACAUGCUGAACACAAAACAGCACACGUUUACCCACGAAGAUAAGUAAUCGGAUAAUGACAAACGAUUCAAUUUGCGUUUAAAUGGUCAAGUCAUCUAUGGUAAAGUCAAAUGAGGAACAAGAAAACUGACGAAAAAAUAUGCCAAAUCCAAGAAAGCAUGACCAUAACACUGGCUCAAAUGACAUAAGUCAAAUCUGGAGUCACUCCGGGAGUCAUGUUUCCACAUUUUCUCAAAAAAGGUUGAGAACAAACAAAUCGGGUAAAAGYCCKAAACUGACACCCAAAUCUUCACAUUCUGUCAGGAAGUCACCACAUACUCGUUCUAAAGAUCUGGAGACGCCCAAACGACGAGCGAGGGGCAGAUACACGGGCUUAAACAACACUGCUGAUUCACCCGGGGAUGGAGAUAUUUUACAAGACAUCAUAUGGGACCCGGCAUCACCUACUCCUGCUAGAAGUGGGGAAGGGCCCAGCAACASCAGAGUUGUUGAGAUAUCAGACAUUGUCAAUCGGAUCGCCCCUAAGGAUGCCCAGCAUGUCUCUGUGGAUAGUCCUCUGCUCCAGUGGAUUGGGGACAGUGCUGUCCCCUGUACCCCAGAGGUACGCCCGCCCAAAGCAAGGAAGAAAUCCACUCGGAAAAGCUCAGUGGAGGACUUGAUGCAGCUGGCCAGGCAGUUUGACAUCAACAUGCACCAGCAGGACAGAGAGAGGAAGAGUUCUGAACACAGGAACAAUACCAUAAACAACAACMGGUACGAGGAGGAACCCAAGGGCCCGACGACAAUGUCGUCAUCAGCCCAGCGGGUAGAGGCGGAGCUUAACGCUCUGUUCGACGGUCCGACGCAGCGAGUCACCGGACGGCUCAGCCAAGGGUCGACCGCCUCCACCUGUUCUCAGGAGGUCAAGGUUCAAGUUGGGGUCAGCCAUCUCACUACCGAUGACCUCGUCAAAGUGUCGGAGGUCAAGCCUGGCGGGGGAAGCACGUCUGGUUCAUCGGCUCGUACUGGUAAAGAGGAAGUAGUACAGUGGAACGCCACGACGACUGUGRCGAAAGACGASGACUUUGACUGGGAGGAUGACGACCUUCUCAAUGACCCUAUCGUGUUGGAGAUGACCCAGAAUCCUGAGGGGCUGAAAACGCUGUCCCCCAAACCCAGCAGCUCACUGACUCUGAGCACUGACAGAGACAACACACAGCUGCUAACAGAUACAGAAAAGACCCUACCACCCUCCUCUACUACCUCUAAUCCUAUCAGCCUGUCCUCUCACUCUGUCUGGAAGGGGACAAGCACACACCUUCAACCCUCAAACAGAGGUGGCCUCACUGGGCCGUGUCCUAAACCCAAGCCCGCCAGCAGAAGCACUUUCCUGCUGCAGCCCAACCUUUGUUUCCAGGUGAAUAUGGCUCCGACAACCAGAGAAGCACCCAGACCGUUCCUCACUGUUGGAGAKGCCCAGUCUGAGAGGCCCGGCGUGUCUGCAGCCGUGGGGAGUAGGGGCCCCAGUAGAGACUCUGCAGAAGGGAAGGCUGAUGGGGUGAGCACAGCCACAACCUCCCGUGGAACCACAGCCCCAGACUCCGCWUUCAAAGACAUCUCAGAGGAGGACCUCCAGUCCCUGUUUGACUCUGAGUCGCUGUGGAACGACGACGAAGGUGACGAUGACGAACUGCUGUAUCAGGUGUGUGACGACGUGGAGAGGAUCUCCAACAGUCAGCCCUUGUCCGAGGAAGCCUCCGCAACCACGGAUGCCACUGAGGUCCGCGUCCAAGAGAGCAAACCGAAAGCCGCUCCAACCGCCCCUCUGGCUGCAGCGAGAGAGGGGUCUAUGACUAUGGAUAGGGCUGUAGGUGGUCCUAGCAGUAAACAGUCAACCACCUGCACGUCUGKCCGCUCCAACUCAGCACCAGGAGAUAGGAGCAGCACCCCUGUGCACUUUCAGAGAUGGAACAUUCCAGCGAAAGCAGGAAAUGUUUGGGUAGGACAUCAUACAGCCAUGUCCCAGAGCCAUCCAGGUAGCGGGGAGGGUCUGGGMAAGUUUACCCAGCUGAGGGGUGCUCCAGCCUGGGGAACAUUUGGCCUAGGAUCCCUUGGAGUUAGAACCUUCCAAGCUGGAGACUCAAAGUCGGUCAUGCCACGGACAGUGUCGGCGAGAACCCUCCCAAACUCAAAUUCCCAUCAUGCAUCAUCGUUCAAGAGACAUCUGUCGGACUCGGCCGCCAUCGGCAACAAAGUGUUAGUCAGCAGUCAGAUGACGGGGAGAUGCACGGAGGAGGAGAUUGAGAGGAAGAAGCAGGAGGCCAUAGCCAGAAGAAGGACCAGGGAAACGUCCCUAAAAGCAGGGGGACUUCCUCUGUGACGAAGCAACGGGACACUAGUUUAAUACACAGUUAACCAGAAUGGCUAUAGAGUAGCUCUCUUCUGCUWGGUCGGUACCAUAGACAUUUCUCACGGUUUCUUCACAGAACACUGUCAGUGCUACUAGGACGGUGUUGCGUUACGGCGCUAUGCUGCUAGACACACGCACGCACGCACGCACGCACACACACACACACACACAGCGACCUUAUCUCUGGUCUCUACUGGAGAUUAAUUGGUUCCUGUUGUUUGAGAGCUGCUGCACUUUUUUAGUUGUUUAUAUUGUCACUGUUGUUCUUUCUGGAGGUCACUGAAAAGUUGAGUAGAAUCUACAGCAGCAACACUGUAUCUGGAGUCACAGCUAGCGGUUGGCUUGUAAGGCCUUUACAGCACCUCAAAGGAGAUUUGGGUCACUUUUCUUUCUUUUCUUUUUUUCACACGUUAAUCUGUUGACAUUCCAAGUAGAUAAUGAGUCAUCUUGAUGAGCAAUGWGGAGAUCUGUUCUACUGUCCUCCAAUAGUAUCUUUCAGAGGAACUGUGGGUCCAGGACUCACCUUGUUGCUGUAACUCAACAUUAUAGUACAUUAUCUUUACACUGCAUGUGUUGACAUGUGGUUUAUUAGUACCUUGUGUUUUGCACCUUAUCCAGAAAUGAGAAGGACACCAACAGGUUUCCGUCCAAACGUCGGGGAGUCGGGAAAGAAAAUGUCACCACAGACCUGAUGGAAACGGCAAAUUUGUCAGUAAACUCGUCCAA